AUGAAUUCAGAGUACUAUGGAACUCCCUCUCAAAAUGGGUACAGCGCCUCUGGGCCUACGCCUCCCCAGGGCCCUCCCCAAGGGUAUCAGCAAUCAUUUCCACAACAUUACGCAGAGCCUUAUCUUCAGUCUCAAUACUCCCAGUCUUACAACGAGCAGCAGGAAAAGACCGCCCUUGGUGAGGCCCAGGAUGGUGAGCGUGGUCUUUCCGGUGCUAUUGCCGGUGGUGCUGUUGGUGGUUUCGCUGGCCACAAGGUUGAUCACGGCUUCCUCGGAACUAUCGGUGGUGCCAUUGCCGGUUCAAUUGCUCAAGACGCCUUAAAAAAGCACCAGCAUGAGGGUGAACAGAACCUUCCUCCCCAGGGCGGUCCCUACCCGCAGCAAUUCCCUCAGCAGCCAUAUUCGCAAGCGGGUCCAUAUCAACAAUAUUCCCCGCAAGGUCCAUAUGCACGGGGCCAAUUCUACCCACUGAAUCAGCUGCAUCACAAUAGAAAGUCUGUGAUGAAAAGACAGGAGGAGGUUGAAGAGCUUCAGGAUAAGAUCAACCGCGUUUCCCAACACAUGCAGCAGGGCCCCUCUCAUCAUAAGAUGGAGGAUCUACGAAAAGACAUGGAAGACUUGCAGAGGGAUCUGAGGAAGGCUCAAGAGGACUAUCAGAAAGAGUUGGACAAGGCGCUAGACGACGAUGCUAAGAAGGGACGACACUAA
Penicillium cosmopolitanum is the source of this 708-nucleotide messenger RNA. RefSeq lists its product as uncharacterized. The record is from RefSeq and is a predicted model, not a curated record. The transcript has a single exon. Bases 1 to 708 code for a protein of 235 amino acids. NCBI's taxonomy places the organism in Eukaryota, Fungi, Ascomycota, Eurotiomycetes, Eurotiales, Aspergillaceae.